ACGAUGGAAGCAUCUCAAUCGAAACGUCGAGGCUUUCUCAACAACAACAGUUCUUUUCAGAACUACUUACGUGGUGUACCGCAAGCUUCAACAUAUAUAUAAUAAAAUAUUAUUGUUAUUUAAUAUUUGUAUGAUUCGUCCAGAUAAUAAUUUGCGUAAUUGUUUGAACUGCAUUUCAACUCCUGGUUAAUUGAUUUCAUUUCAAUUGUUAUGCAUUGAACCCUGGGCCUCAACAGCUGGUAUUGGACACUACCAGUCGAUGACCACACCGUGAACUCCGCAGUAUCUCAUCAUGUGAUGAUACCAAAGAAUGUAUUAUAUACUGUACCCAGUUUCCUACUAAACUUCAUAUCUGGUGUUGAGGUCAAUAAAACAGGGUUGUGUUUUCAUUGGCUAAGUCAACACACCAGCUGUUUAGUAGCCUAGCAGACAGGGAAUUGAUUUGCAAUAAAAACCAGUGUGUUCAUUGGAUACCAGAUACCAUUCAGGCCCAGGACACCCAAGCUUCUUCUUUUCAUGUUAAUGUUUAUCAUAAGAUCAAUUAACAAAGUUCCAGUUCACAAGGACUCCGAUAAGAGGGUACGACGAGAGAUUGCUAAUAGUAACGAGAGACGGCGGAUGCAAAGUAUAAAUGCUGGAUUCCAGUCGUUGAAGACACUUAUACCGCACAGCGAUGGAGAAAAGCUCAGCAAAGCAGCGAUUCUUCAACAAACAGCGGAACAUAUUACACGUAUGGAGCAAGAGAAGACGCAAAUACUGCGAGAAAACAUACAACUGAAGCGACUGGUAGCACGUUAUGAGCGUGGAGAAAUAGAUUCUCCAUCGCCCAAGAAACGAAAACGCUACGACAGUAUGACGGAUGAAGGAAUUGGUAGUCCAGAAUCUGAAGAUGCAUCCGCCACCAUUGACGAUUUGCGAAGAGAAAUGUUGGAAUUGCGUUGCCAAUUGGACCGUGAACGAAGAUUUCGACUUUUACUUGAAGAUCAAAAUAGAGGACUUGAAUCACAACUCUACCCUGAAAAACUAAAAGAAUUGACAAAACAGGUACACUCCAGGGGUACUUACCAAAAUUCUGAGCUUUCAAUUUUACAGCAAGUGCCCAUGGGUCUACCAGUCAUGUCGGCCCCAAUGUCGACGACAUCCCAACAAAACCUUGACACAAUAGUGAAAGCCAUCCGCCAUUUAGAGGGCGAUCAGGGUACGCCCGGAAACACGCCAAUACAAACACCGACGCCGGACCAGCAGCAGGGAAGCGAAAGCGAAACGGAGAGUGAACAAGAAGAACAUUUGUACUCAAGCAAUGCGGGGUCAAAUGUCAAAGUGGAAGUUAUUGAACCUGUACCUGCACCAUACCAAACAUUUCAAUACUCUCGUCCGGGAAUUUAUGUAUCGUGAGACGCCGUUCAAAAACUGUUCCUCCGUGUUGGAUGCCAAGAGUCAGAAUUAAAAAUGAGAUAAUUACACUGGAAUUAUCGAUUUAAUGACCUGCCUUGGAAAUCUAACCAAUAUUUGUGUUUCAUAUGUACAUAUUUAAAGUAUCCAUGUGUUUCUGUUGGUCACCAGGGUUUUUGCAAUAGUCCAACAGUUAACGUCAUUUCAUGGAAUUUGAUCUCCAAAAAUAUUUUUAAUGACUGCCUUUGUUCAAGGGUCUAAAGCUGUCUUCACACUAUCAAAUUUUUGUGAAAAAUACCUGUGAUUUACCCAUAUACAGUGUAUGGGCAUGGUGUGGCAUUAUGUCCAUAUAUGGUUGUGAUAUGACAUCAUUUUACACAUAGGCCAAUAUGGUUGUGAUAUGACAUCAUGCCCAUAUAUGGUCUUGAUAUGAUAUGUCCAUAUAUGGGUAUGAUAUAACAUUAUAUCCAUAUGAUAUUGGUGUGUUAUGACAACCAUAUUGCCAUAUAUGGGAAUGAUGAUGUCAUAUAUGGCAAUGAUGACUAUGGCAAUGAUGAUGUCAUCAUUGCCAUAUAUGGGAAUUUCACAAUAUUUUCACAUAAAUAUCAAUGAUAGUUGGGACAGAGCUUAAACCCCUUUUUUUGGUUUAUCGAUUUAAAAUUUUGUUACUUGUGGUGUUUGUAAAACUCAUUUGAUUCUAAAUCAGUCUGUCAAAAACUAUCUGUACAUUGUUGUUUUGAAAGUGUAAGUGAAUUAUAUUAUAUAAAAAAUUACACCAAGAUAUAUAUUUAGUAUUAUCAAGACAAAAUUCUAGAUGGACGCUACAAAAGUUUGCAUUUAUAUAAUACUAUUUAUAGGAAUUGAGAUGCGAGCUAAAAUUUUCGAGGAAAAAUUUGGUCGAAAUUUAAUGUUUUGAUAAUAAAAAAUAAAGAUUAUUCAGAAUAAAUAUACAGUAUAUAGUAAAUUUGAAUCUUAAGUUAGAGUUUUUAAGGUAACAUCUAUUCCCCUAAAAUAUGAAAAUAAUAAUUUAUGAAAUUCUCCCUAUGUAUGAAUGGAAUGGUCUUACAUUAAUAUUCCAAAUAAGGUUUAGUUUGCCAUUCAAAUGAUAUAGAAACGUUAAAUGAUUAUGCUAAUCAAUAUGAUAGAAUUUGCAAAAAAAUGUUUGAGGGUUUUUCCAACUGUCUUAGGUUAUUCCAUUAUACUCAAGGGGGUGAAAAUUAUGCACGCCCCAGAUGUUGUGCAAAGCAACCGUGCAAUUAACCAUUGCGACUAUGAAGAAUGCUUAAUAGCUGGCCAAGGCUGGUUGGUUACGUUUGGCAGUCUGCCAAAAACAGAGGAAAUUGGAUUUGGGUGCUAGUCAUGAUGUUCCGUUAGGAAGCAUUGCAUUUCCUUGCCAUUAGCAAAUCGGUGAUUCAUACCAUUUGAAAAAUCCCACGGGGAACCGAUUGAAGGCAAGUCACACAGGCCAGGAAACUGCCGCACAGUUCGUAAAAUCGCUGAACCUAUUGCGGUUGGAAAUAAAUUGACAACUAGACAAAAUUAUAUUUGAAUUAUUAAAAAAAGAUCGCAGGUUCCAUUUACUUAUGAAACAAAAUAAGUAUGUUUAUGUUCAACUCAUUUUUUGACUUUGUGUCGAUCGAUAUUUAUUUGCAUAAUUUGCAAAAUUAUAUAUCCACGAUAAAGACUAAAAAAUACUUUAUACAUAUCCAUUUUUGGGUAAUUUUUAUUUAUUUCUAUUUUUUAAGUGUGACGAAAAAAGAAAAAAAAUGAAGCGGUAGGUGCUUUAAUAAUUUUGUGUUUAUUCUGAGGCAUCUGAUGCUCUUGUAUAUAAUGUAAGUAUAGAGAGAGAGAGAGAAUGAGAGAAGUAAUAAGCAAGUUAUGGACAGCAUUAUAUAUGCUAGCCGGCGGUGUCGUUACUUCUUCUCAUAGUAAUUAAGUAGGUAUUUAUUGUGUGUUAGUUAUGUAACAAUUACCCAUACGCUAGAUUAGGUAAAGGCUAUUUAAAUGUGUACAACUUAAACGUAAUGUUCUAGAUCUUGUUAUUCACGAAGUAGUUCCAGAAUUUGAUGUUGCGAACCUGAAAGGACUAUGGCUACAAGUUUAUGCUAAAAUUUUAUUUAAUUUAUAUAGUAUAAAUAUAAUUAAUUUUUUAUUUUAAAAAUGUAAACUUAAUUUUUUUGUCUAAUUUAGUUGUUUUUUUCCCUCAAAAUAUUGACAAAACAAUCACAGAUUUUAAAACAAAAACAUUAAAAAGACUAAUCUAUUAUUCAUCCAUUAAAUUAAUCUUUAUUAUUGAAUUUUCUGUUUAUUAAUGCAAAGCAAAUUUUUGAAUUGAGUGAAAAAAUGACAUUUAAUAAAGUAUAUUUGUUUUCUGAAUUAAAAUUAAGACCCUCCGAAUACCAUUUUCGUUGCUAUAUUAACUGCACCAAAAAAAAAUCCUUUCAGUUUUCAUGCGACAUUCUAUUUCUGGCCAUCUACUUCUUGUGAGGGCUUCUGAAUUAUUUCUACAUUGACUAUGUAAACUUAAACUUGUUCUGCUUCACCGGUUCCAUCAAUAUAAACAGUGGUAGUUCCAGAAAUAUGCCGUUAGGGGUCCGAACCGAGACGCUGACUAGAGCCUCGGUCAGGGUCCCGGAAUAAAAAAAUCCCUGGUAGGGUUUCACAGGGUGAGUUUAUGGCUUAGUGAGGCCCAAAUUAUGCUUUUAAACCACAAUAUUAGUGAUUGGCCAUCAUAAUGUUAUUUUGAUAGGAAAAUUAUUAUUUUUGUUCCGACGACCCCGUUGUGUUGGACGACGGGGGUCAUGACCUGUCUGACGGCCGCUGGUGCCACCACUGAAUAUAAACUCAAAAACCAGCCGUGUGUGGCUUUUGCGUUUUUGUGGUGAUAGGGAACAGGCAUGUUUGGUCUGUUUUGUGUGAUAGUGGAGAAAACGCAAUGCAAUUAAUUUUCUAGUUCAUAUAUUGUGUGGUAUUAUGUCCAGCAUAUAAUGUUUAUACUUAUAUAUAUAACAAUGCAAAACCAACAGUGUGAUAAAUAUACAAAUAAAAAAAAAACUGGGAUGGGGACACUUUUAGGUUUAAGUACAAGUAAUUUGAUCUUAAUUUAUCAUAAAUCCAGUAGAAUAUAAGUGAAUACAAAUUUAUCAUUUUAUUUACUAUGCGAGGAUCUACAUAAUUAAAUUACAGAAAAUUCCGAUCUUUUUUGUGGGAUAGAUUUUGAAGGUAAAAUGGCAAAUAUAUAAACAAAAUUUCUCCUCCCCUUAGUAUCAUUCGAUCCAGAGGAGUGGUGGACACUGGGGGUAGGGAAAGGGGAGCUUUAAUACGUCCCUUGUCAACAGCCAAAAAUCAGGUGUAAAAGAUUUCAAAAUUGCUAAAACUCUGCCACUUUGAAGAGGUGUUGGUGCUUUCAACCCACAUUAGCUUUGGGAACACCCCCGGCCUCUGCCUCGGAAAAAUAGGACCUUGACAGGCAGGUUCCGACCCCAGCAAAUUACAAUCUGGAUCCAACCAUGCAAUUCAUGUGUGUUUAGGUGUGGGACAUGUAGGCCUAUAUAGGUGAUAUAUGUAUUAUUAGUGGGGAAAUAUGCCUAACACUUGAAAUUCAGACCAAAGCUUUUACAAUUGUAUCCACACACAACACAUACAUACUUGCGCCUACACACUUGUUGAAUUGAAGCCUUAUGCAUAACCAGUAGAUGUUUUUAUUCCGACUGCCAUUAAAUAAUACUGUAGUUCCUUUGGUAUACGCCCAUCUGCCUUGAACACAUAAUUGGGCCAAUAUUUGGUGUGGGCUUGUACCCGAGGAAUCCCCUUUUUAAUCAAAUGACGAUUAUUCAGCACUUCGCCUAUUCGGUGCCAAUAUUUUAUAUUAUUUUUUGAGAAUAUUUGUAUGGCCUGGGCCUUUGCUCGAGGAAAGGCUGGUAUGUAUGGUUGGGCGUAAAGUAGAGGGUGGGCUUAUGCCUGAGGAGCUACGGUCCUAGUUUUUUGUAAUUGUAAUGAGGGACCAACAUUGUCACAUUGUUCACUUCCGAAUGAGGCAUUGUUUAAAAUGCCUGUCGUACAUCAGUUGGGUGUGUGGUAUCCAUACCUUGGUUUAUAAUGCUGUUAAAUAGAACAUAGUUAAUCAUAUAAUCAAUGAUUGAAUAGCGAUCUACUUUCUUAACAAAAAAUGAGCCAUCGAUAUGAACUCUGCCAUAAAUAAUCAAUGAUUAGGAUUGAAAAUCAAAUACGUUAUCUUCAGCUGAACUUUUUAAUGCGUAUGUUCUUCAUCCUCAUGUCUCGGGUAGCAUGUUGGAAAAUACAUCUUUUCCAGCCGGAUUUGAGUGAAUUGCUGUAUUAAAAUGUUUUAUCAAUUUUGAUAGUGAUAUUAAAAAUUUUGAUUAUCUUAAUCCCUUCAUUUUUGGGCAGUGUAUAUAUAUAUUUAGCUACGCUACAGUUGUUACUAGAUGUUCACACAGUAUUUUUGUGACUAAUAUUGAGGGCGCACUCCAAAAUGUUAGCUUUAAAACGAUAGGCAAAUACUAGUUAAAACCAGUAAAAUAUACAUCUUUGUAUAUCACUUUGCAUAAUCCCUAGUAAUCCAUUUAUGUUUACAUAAUCUGUUAUUAAUCUGUUUAUUUGCUAAGCUUCAAGAUGCAUUUGGCAGCUGAAAAUUUUUGAUUACAAUCACUUGUUAUGAUGUACUUUGUUGAGCUCUGUCGAGAUUAUAAAAUUUUCUUUGACAAACAACUGUUGUAUGGCCAUAUAUAGUCAUGAUGUGCCUAUAUAUGGUCAUGAUGUGAUGUCAUGACAAUAUUUAGGCAUGUCACAUGUUUUUGUUAAAUGAAAUUUGAUGGUCUGGACAGAGCUCUGAAAUUGAUUGUUCAUGUUUGUGAAUUUCCUAUCAAAUAAACCAGUCAGACUAUAGAUA
Anneissia japonica is the source of this 6301-nucleotide messenger RNA. RefSeq names its product transcription factor AP-4-like. The record is from RefSeq and is a predicted model, not a curated record. Gene Ontology annotation, biological process: regulation of transcription by RNA polymerase II. The coding region runs from base 517 to 1395 and encodes 292 amino acids. Lineage: Eukaryota; Metazoa; Echinodermata; Crinoidea; Comatulida; Comatulidae. The transcript is spliced from 5 exons. Gene Ontology annotation, cellular component: nucleus. Gene Ontology annotation, molecular function: protein dimerization activity; DNA-binding transcription factor activity, RNA polymerase II-specific; RNA polymerase II cis-regulatory region sequence-specific DNA binding.